AUGGCGGCAGCCUUCAAGUGGUUUCGGGAAGCCGCAGAAGCUGGCUCCAUCCAUGCGAAGAAUGACCUUGGCGACAUGUACCGGCUUGGGCAUGGCACCAAACAGGACUACUCAAACGCCAUUUAUUGGUAUCAGAAGGUUACUGUGGAGCUGUCGGAUAUUCUGGCAGCCGAUCCGCGGCUACCUUCUGCACAGAGGAACAAAACCUCCGUUGCCCGAUCCUUCAACAGCCUCGGAGCCAUGUACGCCUCCGGCUGGGGUGUUGCCAAGAAUCGGAAUCGGGCCAUUGAGUACCUGGAGCAGGCGGAGGCUCUGGGGCACCCGCAUGCGAAGCGCAACCUGGAGAGCCUGCGUCCUGCGAAGAAGGAGACGAUCCAAGCAGAGCUGUAG
Molecule: messenger RNA, 390 nt
Organism: Symbiodinium necroappetens
Lineage: Eukaryota; Dinophyceae; Suessiales; Symbiodiniaceae
Source: the annotation of a GenBank genome assembly